Capronia epimyces CBS 606.96 is the source of this 402-nucleotide messenger RNA. RefSeq names its product bis(5'-nucleosidyl)-tetraphosphatase. Lineage: Eukaryota; Fungi; Ascomycota; Eurotiomycetes; Chaetothyriales; Herpotrichiellaceae. Gene Ontology annotation, molecular function: catalytic activity. The transcript has 3 exons. The record is from RefSeq and is a predicted model, not a curated record. Gene Ontology annotation, biological process: nucleotide metabolic process. Bases 1 to 402 code for a protein of 133 amino acids.
AUGGCAGCCUGUAUCUUCUGCAAGAUUGUGAAAGGAGAGAUUCCGUCCUUCAAACUAUUCGAGUCCGACAAGGUCCUGGCGUUCCUCGACAUCCAGCCCUUGAGCAAAGGCCAUGCUCUCGUGAUUCCAAAACAGCACGGUGAGAAGCUGGUCGACAUCGGCGACGACGCCUUGGCCGAGAUCCUGCCCGUGGUCAAGAAACUCGCCGCCGCCAGCGGGGCCGAGAACUACAACGUGCUGCAGAACAACGGGCGCCUCGCCCACCAAGAGGUCGGACACGUGCAUUUCCACAUGAUCCCCAAGCCGAACGCGACUGAGGGCCUGGGAAUCGGCUGGCCUAUGGGCCCGACCGACAUGGAGGCUCUGAAAAAGCUGCAUGCUGAGCUGAAGGCGAAGAUGUAG